Molecule: messenger RNA, 1451 nt
Organism: Drosophila guanche
Lineage: Eukaryota; Metazoa; Arthropoda; Insecta; Diptera; Drosophilidae
Product: serine/threonine-protein phosphatase PP1-like
Exons: 2
Coding region: 39-1028 (329 amino acids)
Cellular component (GO): nucleus; cytoplasm
Molecular function (GO): protein serine/threonine phosphatase activity
Source: RefSeq, a predicted model, not a curated record
UUGAUUUUUGUGUAAAUUUUAAAAUUCUUGCCACAAAUAUGAGCACUCCAACUUCGGAUGUAGGCCACAGUGAGGACGCAGUAUUAAAUAGCAAUAUGGAUUCCAUAAUCGAUCGAUUGAUCAAAUGUGAUAAUCCCCACAACGGCUUGCAAUUGCCCGAGAAUCAGAUCCGAUUUGUCUGCCAUUACGCCCGCAGGUCUCUCCUGGAGGAGGAGAGCCUACUGAGGCUGAAGCCACCGCUAAAGAUCUGCGGCGACAUCCAUGGACAGUUCUCCGAUCUCUUGAGGAUCUUUCAUUUGGGCGGACAUGUACCAAAAGAAAAGUACCUCUUUCUGGGCGACUAUGUGGACCGUGGCCAGCUGUCCGUGGAGACCCUUACCCUGCUGUUGGCCUACAAGGUGCGCUAUCCGAAGAACAUGUAUCUGGUACGCGGCAAUCACGAGUGCGCCAGGAUGAAUCGCGUCUAUGGGUUCUUCGACGAGUGCACGCGGCGAUAUUCCGUCAAUCUUUUCAGGAGUUUUGUCUCCGCCUACGACUGCAUGCCCCUGGCGGCCGUUGUGGGGAAGAAGAUAUUCUGCGCACACGGAGGCAUUAGUCCGAGAAUGACCUGCCUGAACGAUAUAGCGGAAGUGGAGCGGCCGUUGGAGGUGCCCGAUGUGGGACUCGUGUGCGAUCUUUUGUGGUCCGAUCCGGAUGAAAAGACCCAGGGUUGGGGCGAGAAUGAGCGCGGUGUGAGCUACACCUUCGGGCAUGACGUUGUGAAUCUGUUUUGCAAGCGGAUGAAGGUCGACAUGAUUGUUCGAGCUCAUCAGGUGGUGGAGGAUGGCUACGAUUUCUUCUCCCGCCAGCUGAUCACCAUCUUCUCGGCCCCGAACUACGCCGGGCAAUUCGACAAUGCGGGGGCCAUCAUGAAUGUGGAUGACAAUCUGGUGAUUACCUUUAUCAUUAUCAGGCCCACGUAUAGCGUGAAGCCAGGCGACCCCCAAGGAAAGUUAUUGUCGGCCACCGGACUUAAUCGGAACCUGUAGUAGCCUUAACUCGAAGGAAAUCAUUGCCAAUCCCUUAAAAUGUUGUCUCGAAUUAAGGCUUAUACUUUUCUGUGCCCCCAGUUGGGCCCGCAGCGCUCCUGUCCCUGUCGAAAUGUUGCCAAAAGGCUGCUGCUGUCGCUGCUGCUGUCGCUGCUGCUGAAGCCGUAGCCAAAGUUGUUGCAUUUCUGAGAAUAUUUUACGCUUGUUGAGGCUGACGACACAACAUUGAAGCCACCGCCAACGAAGACGACCGAAGUCUGUGUAUCUGUGUGGUGAGGUUCCUCCGCCUCCGCCUCCACACCAUCUCUCCACACAGAUGUUGAGGCUGCUGGCACAAGACUGACUACUACCACCACUAGGGUUUCGAGUUUUGUUUUCUUUGCACUCGAGUUGUAUCACAUCAAUGGCCAUUGUGUACGUCAA